Molecule: messenger RNA, 3083 nt
Organism: Sitophilus oryzae (rice weevil)
Lineage: Eukaryota; Metazoa; Arthropoda; Insecta; Coleoptera; Curculionidae
Exons: 6
Coding region: 107-2611 (834 amino acids)
Source: RefSeq, a predicted model, not a curated record
AUUUUUUGUGAUCGAAGAAUAUAUCUGCACGGAAAUAAUUUCUGCUAGUAUUCAAUUUAUUUUAGCCGGUUAAAAAUUGAAUUUAUAGUGAAGAAUAUAUUUCAACAUGGGAAAAAAGAAAACUAAGAAAGUUUCACCUUCAGAAUCUUCAGAAGAAGAUCUGCCACUAACAGAAAUGACACCGACCAUAAAACCGCUUAUUAUGAACGAAACUCCUUACCUGAUUCUGGACGACUAUCAAAAAAAUCUUCCAGCGCCGAAGAGAAAAAUAGCACUGGCAUUCAAUGAUUAUAAAAUGAAGUCAGUCGAAAGUGAGGAUAUGGAUCAAGGAAGUCUUAAGAUCCGAAUGUUUAUAUUUUCCAUAAGGUUUUUGAAAGAGGAUAUCUGUUAUACCGUUGGAGCAAUUAAUUGCGAAAAGUAUGAAGGUAGUACCGAAGAAUUCAGCCAGAUAUUAGCAACCGCCGUAAGAUAUUUCAUAAUCGACUUACACUCUUUGAACCUGACUGUUGUAUUUUCCUUAUCACCACAGACCAAACUUUACCAGGAUGCACUAAAAAUUCUUGUACAAAAAUCAGAUUUUGGCAUAUCAUCAAAACCUAUAGUAUACUCAGUAAAACCAGUGAUGGACAUACUUCAUUUUUACGAUUGGUUUGAUUUAAUAGAAGGUAUGCAAGAAGUGUUCCGUUCCCACAAUGAAUUGUAUUAUUUUGAAUACGAGUAUAAAGAGGGCUUACGAAAACGCCGUGCCCACUGGAGUGAUAUUCUAUCUGCUAUGGCAUCACAAGAAUUUCAUUGCAAUUUUGUUACAUCUCGAGCAAGUAACUGUCCUACGCCAAAUAUAUUUAACUUAACUUUUUUUUAUUAUGUCGUAGAUCGAGGACAACGAUUUGGGACACUUAAGGAGACUUCGAGUAUGAACGACACAAUUCACCUAUUAGAGGCAUUAUGUCCAAUGGUACAGUCAAUAUUUCACCUGACCACAGUCUCCCCCUCGGACUUAGAAGAGCUUUAUGAUAGCCUUGAAGAUAUAAGAAUAAUUUUAUCAAGUAUGGUGUUUAAGAAACCCGAUGAUCUGUGUCCGUCCCUACGGAAAAUUUCAAGUGCAUCAAGCACUCCUACAGACACUCCUACAGCUUCUGAUGAGGAGCUACCGGUUCCUGGUUCUUCGAAAGAAAAAGUCACCGAGGACCAAAGUAAACAUGAAUUUUCUGAUUGCGAGAUGGCGUAUAAAGAGUUUGUUGAACGUAUGGGAUACGAUGGCUCUAGGCUAGCCCCCGGUGAUGGAGGAGAAGCUAUGAAAUCCAAAAGAAGAAGAGGUGUUGAAAUAAUUUUAAACCAUAUGAGGAGUCAAUCUGGUGAUUAUUUCACAAAAUUGAUAAAGGACGACGAUGUUAAGACUAGGAGGAGGGGUAAAGCAAGAAAAACGCACGGUGCUAAAGAAGUUAUUAUAGACCCCCAAAGCCUGAAGCCGGAAGGAAGCCUAACAAUGGAAGUUGAAGAACAAGAAGGAACUGACACAAAAAAAUCGAAGAAAAAAUCAAAGAAAAAAUCGAAACCAAGUACCGUAAGUUUAUUUGAUAAUCCAUCAACCUCUGGAUAUUCCAGUUCAAAACCAUCCACUUCCGCUUUAAGGCCCUCUACUUCUGCAGUUUCCCUUUCGGAAGCAUCAACUUCUGCCGCUUCCGCCUUGGAAUCGCCGACUACUUCUGCAGCGGAAAAAGAAAAGCCACAUCACACAAAACCUCGACAUAAACCAUAUAAGAACAAAAAACGAUUUUUUCAACUUUACGCAGAGCUAGGAAAGAAUAUAGAACGUGAUCGAGCACCGCUUAGAUGGCUCUGUACAAUAAAAGCUUUUGUUAAAUUAGCUGAUAUUUUACGAAAGAAUAAGAUAAGUGACAUACCGGCAAACAGUUUCUGCGUCGAAUAUGUUGACUAUUAUCUCAGAGAAUCUAUGAAAGUGGAUAGAGCAGAGCAAGGCUUGGAACAACACGAACACGAGUGUGAAGUACGAUACAACAUACUUCAAUAUAACCCUCUUUCGGAUAUUCUAGUGAAUGAUGUAGCACAAAUUAUUCGGUCACGCAAAUAUGUAGUAGAUGAUAUUUCGGGUAAAGUUGUGAAGGGUGUAAUAAAGCCCAAAUUAUUUUUCUUUGCUUUUCCAAAACGUGAAGAUGUUACUAUGCAUGAUGUAAAAAAAAAUUCUUAUAGGCACAGAUUAUUUUGGUCUGGUUCGCGACAACAUCAAGUAGAAAAUAUUUCGGAUAGUAUUAUGUAUGACGUAACAAAAAUUCCUCAUAACCCCAGAUUAUUUGGGUCUGGUUCGCCACAACAUCAAGUAGAAGAUAUUUCGGAUAAUGUUAUGCAUGAUGUAACAAAAAGUUCCGAGAUGUCCGAAAUUAUUCAAGAACAUGUAGUAGAAGAGAGUUCGGAUAUUGUCAUGCAUGAAGUAAUACAAAGUCCUGAGACACUCGAGAUUGCGCAAGAAGAGGAUAGUUCGGAUAUUGUUAUGCAUGAUGCAAUACAAAAUCCUCAAGCGCUUCAAAUUCCCGAAGAAGACAUAGAAGAGGAAGAAAAUUUAGAUGCUUAUUUAGAUCAAGAAUUUAGAUAAUGAUUAAUUUUUGAAUCAUGUAUGUUUAAAUUAUUGACUUAUAUUUGUGUUAUUUAUGUGUCAUGCUAUUUUUAUACUUUUUAGUAUAAAAUAAUCAGUAAUAUACACAUUUACAUAAAGUUUGGAACACAUUGACUAAUAUAUAUGUAUAUAUAUAUAUUUUUUUUUAAAUAAGUGUUGGCCGGAGAUAAAUUGGCGAUGUAUUGGAUAAUAGCCGUUACAAUACAACUUACUUAACUUUGUUUAGUUAUCUCCAUUUCUUAUAUUUCUCUGAUUACUAAAAUAGGCGGGUCUGAAACACGCAAGAAAUAAAAGAGAAAGAUAUAGAACAAUUUGUUUCAUGAAUAACUUAGUUUAAGGUGUUAACUAGCACAUAUUUAUGGCGUCAUUUUUGUGAAAUUUUGUAAUAUGUAUAAGUGUGCCAUAUUAUUUAUAUUAUAUAGUAUAAAAUAAUAAAUAAUAUCACAACCUA